GCCAUGGGAAAGCAGAACAGCAAACUGCGUCCAGAGAUGCUCCAAGACCUGCGGGAGAACACCCAGUUCUCCGACCUGGAGCUCCAGGAGUGGUACAAGGGCUUCCUGAAGGACUGCCCCACUGGCAUCCUCAACGUGGAGGAGUUCAAGAAAAUCUACGCCAACUUCUUCCCUUAUGGGGACGCCUCCAAGUUCGCCGAGCACGUCUUCCGCACCUUCGACACCAAUGGCGACGGCACCAUCGACUUCCGAGAGUUCAUCAUUGCGCUGAGCGUCACCUCCCGGGGGAAGCUGGAGCAGAAGCUGAUGUGGGCCUUCAGCAUGUACGACCUGGAUGGCAACGGCUACAUCAGCAGGGAAGAGAUGCUGGAGAUUGUCCAGGCUAUCUACAAAAUGGUCUCGUCAGUGAUGAAGAUGCCAGAUGAUGAAUCAACCCCUGAGAAACGGACGGAAAAAAUCUUCCGACAGAUGGAUACCAAUAAUGAUGGCAAACUGUCCCUGGAGGAGUUCAUCAAAGGCGCCAAGAGCGACCCCUCCAUCGUGAGGCUGCUGCAGUGCGAUCCCAGCAGUGCCUCCCAGUUCUGA
Protobothrops mucrosquamatus (brown spotted pit viper) is the source of this 585-nucleotide messenger RNA. It is a transcript of the gene HPCA, whose product is annotated as hippocalcin. The transcript has 3 exons. Gene Ontology annotation, molecular function: calcium ion binding. The record is from RefSeq and is a predicted model, not a curated record. NCBI's taxonomy places the organism in Eukaryota, Metazoa, Chordata, Lepidosauria, Squamata, Viperidae. Bases 4 to 585 code for a protein of 193 amino acids.